ACUCAGCUUCCUCCCUCUCUCCCAUUCAUACCAUUCUGACUGGCCAACCACACUACCUUAAUCCCAGACCGUCGAUCAUGGCGUCCUCCGAUAAGCUAACGAGCGAAUCCAUCGAGUCGGCGCCCAAUUCCAAGUCACCGCUCGAUCGCCCACCUCCUAUCAAUUUUUUUGUGGUUGAUCUUGGUUUGAGACUCUUGCUGUUCGCAUCUACCAUUACAGCCAUCGUGGUUAUGGCCACAAGCAAGCAGACCAAAGUGCUCAAUAUCCCGCUCCUACCGUUUCCACUCGUUCGGGCUGCCAAAUUCAAUCAAUCUCCAGCGUUAAUAUACUACGUGGUGGCACUUAGCGCGGCUUGUUUCUACAGCAUUAUUACAAUCUUAUCUUCUCUUGCUGCCAUCUCCAAGACGUCUCCCUCGAAGAAGCUGUUGUUGUUGCUGGCAUACAUUGACACUCUAAUGGUGGGAGUGGUUGCAUCGGCCAUGGGCGCAGCAUCUUCAAUCGGUUAUCUUGGCUUAAAGGGCAAUUCUCACGCUGGGUGGACGAAAGUCUGCAACAUCUAUGGCAAGUUCUGUCGGCACGUCAGUGCUUCCAUUUCCAUCUCUCUCAUUGCUUCCAUCAUCCUCAUCUUGCUUGUAUUUCUAUCGACAUACUCUCUUUACCGUCGCAGCCAUUGAUAACGCAUGUAUCAGACACCAUGGUUUGUGGGUGUGCAGUAUGGUUACAUAAAUGUAAUUGUGUUUAGCUUGUAUAAAAAUUUCCAUUUUAUGUAAA
Messenger RNA from Magnolia sinica, 771 nucleotides. Its product is annotated as CASP-like protein 1D1. The transcript has 3 exons. The record is from RefSeq and is a predicted model, not a curated record. The coding region runs from base 78 to 674 and encodes 198 amino acids. Lineage: Eukaryota; Viridiplantae; Streptophyta; Magnoliopsida; Magnoliales; Magnoliaceae.